Messenger RNA from Hippopotamus amphibius kiboko, 345 nucleotides. RefSeq names its product keratin-associated protein 13-2-like. The transcript has a single exon. The record is from RefSeq and is a predicted model, not a curated record. Lineage: Eukaryota; Metazoa; Chordata; Mammalia; Artiodactyla; Hippopotamidae. Bases 1 to 345 code for a protein of 114 amino acids.
AUGUCCUACAGCUGCUGCUCUGGAAACUUCUCCUCUCGCUCCCUUGGAGGCUAUCAGCGCUGCCCAGGCUCCUUCUACCCCAGCAACCUGGUCUACAGCACUGACCUCUGCUCUCCCAGCUCCUGCCAGCUGGGAUCCUCUCUCUACAGUGGCUGCUAUGAGCCCAUCAGGUGCCUUACACCCUGUGUGGUGUCCCGUCCCUGCCAGACAUCCUGCUACCGCCUGAAGACCUCCAGGCUCUGCAGUCCCUGCUGGACAACUUAUGCUGGGUCUCUGGGCUUCGGGUCCAGCAGCUGCCACUCCCUGAGCUCUGGAUCCAGAAGCUGCUACUCACUGGGCUGCUGA